Molecule: messenger RNA, 6894 nt
Organism: Phyllostomus discolor (pale spear-nosed bat)
Lineage: Eukaryota; Metazoa; Chordata; Mammalia; Chiroptera; Phyllostomidae
Gene: GCC2
Product: GRIP and coiled-coil domain containing 2
Exons: 23
Coding region: 176-5233 (1685 amino acids)
Biological process (GO): late endosome to Golgi transport
Cellular component (GO): Golgi apparatus
Source: RefSeq, a predicted model, not a curated record
CCCGGUGGUAGCCAUGGAGACGCGUGAGACGGUGCCUGGGAAGAAUGACCACCUUUGACCUCCUGCUGGGGCCACGUCAGAGGCUGCCACAGACGCAAGUUAGGAGGCGACGUCCCGCUGUGGGCCAACCGAGCUGCCGGGCGGUGGACCAAGCGGCUGGAGUGGGCUAGCUGCCAUGGAGGAUCGUGUGCAAGAUGGGGUGUCUUCAACAGCAACCUCUGGAACCGGGAAAUCUAAGCUGGAAACAUUGCCCAAGGAAGAACUUAUCAAGUUUGCCAAGAAGCAAGUGAUGCUAAUACAGAAAGCUAAUUCAAGAUGUACAGAAUUAGAGAAAGAAAUUGAAGAACUCAAAUCAAAUUCUGUUGCUGGAGGAACUGAUGAAAUUAUUAAGGCACUGACUGAACGUCUAAAUACUAUUCUUCUGGAAAAAGCAGAGACUGAACAACAUUGUCUUUCUCUGAAGAAGGAAAAUAUUAAAAUGAAGCAACAGUUCGAGGAUUCUGUAACUAAGAUGGAAGAUAUGCACAAGGAGUUUGAACAAUCACAAAGAAACUAUAUGAAGCAAAUAGAAAAUUUGAAAAAUGAAUUAAUGGCAGUACAUUUCAAACACAAUGAAGAUAAAACUAGAUUGCAAAAGGAAUUGGAAGAAGCAAAAAAACAGUUAGAGUUUUCAGAACAACUUAAAUUUCAGAGUAACUAUGAAGAUAAUGUUAAAAAACAACAAGAGGUUCAGAAAAUUAGGCCAGCCUAUGAGGAGCAAAUUUUAUAUCUGCAAAAGCAAUUAGAAGCUGCCACAAAUGAAAAGGAGCAAGAAAUUACUCAUCUCCAAAAUGUCAUUGAGUCUAAUUCUCAGCAUUACCAAAAAGAUAUUAAUAGUUUGCAAGAAGAACUUCUGCAGUUGAAAGCCGCAUACCAAGAAGAGGUGAAAGAAUUAAUGUGCCAGAUUUCAGCCUCUGCUGAAGAACAUGAAGCAGAAGAAAAUAAUUUAAACCGGCUAAAGGAGAACUUAGUUAAACAAUGUGAGGCAAGUGAGAAGAACAUGCAGGAGAAAUAUGAAUGUGAAAUAGAAAACUUAGGGAAAGCCUCAAAUGCAAACCAAGAAAAUCAGAUAUGUUCUUUGUUCUUACAGGAAGAUACUUUUGUAGAACAAAUAGUAAAUGAAAAAGUCAAAUACUUAGAAAAGACCUUAAAAGAACUAGAGUCUCAACAUAAUAUAUUAAAAGAUGAGGUAAUUUAUAUGAAUAAUCUUAAAUUAAAACUUGAAAUUGAUGCCCAGCAUAUAAAGGAUGAGUUUUUUCAUGAACGGGAAGACUUAGAAUUUAAAAUUAAUGAAUUAUUACUAGCUAAAGAAGAUCAGGGCUGUGAAAUCGAAAAAUUAAAAUCUGAGCUAGAAGAUUCAAAUAAACAAUUUUGCUAUACUGUAGAACAGCAUAACAAAGAAGUACAGAGUCUUCAGGAACAACAUCAAAAGGAAAUAUCAGAAUUACAUGAGACAUUUUUGUCAGAUUCAGAAAAAGAAAAAUUAACAUUAAUGUUUGAAAUACAGUGUCUUAAGGAGCAGUGUGAAAACCUACAGCAAGAAAAGCAAGAAGCAGUAUUAAAUUAUGAGAGUUUGCAAGAGAUUAUGGAAAUUUUACAAACAGAACUAGGGGAAUCUGCUGGAAAAAUAAGUCAAGAAUUUGAAUCCAUGAAGCAACAGCAAGCAUCUGAUGUUAAUGAACUUCAGCAGAAGCUCAGAACUGCUUUUAAGGAAAAAGAUGCUCUUCUUGAAACUGUGAAUCAUCUCCAAAGAGAAAAUGAGAAGUUAUUAUCACAAAAAGAACUUGUACCAGAACUUGAAAAUGCCACAAAAAAUCUUCAAGAAAAGAAUGAAGUGUAUUUAGUUAGUCUUAGUCAGAGAGAGUCCAUGUUACAAGAAUUUGAAGCAAAGAUAAGUUCUCUUACUGAAGAAAAAGAUGAUUUCAUAAGUAAAAUAAAAAAGUCUCAUGAAGAGAUGGAUGAUCUCCACAUAAAAUGUGAGAAGGAAAAAAGAUUAAUUAUAGAACUUAGGGAGAAAUUGCAGCAAACUACCCAGUACAACAGUGAGCUAGAACAUAAGGUAAAUGAAUUGACAGGAAGACUAGAAGAAACUUUAAAAGAAAAUAAUCAAAAUAACCAAAAGCUAGAAAAGCUUUUGGUUCAAUUGAAAACCCUCUCUGAAAACCAGGAAUCAUUGUCAUCUGAAGUAAAGUCUCUUUAUGAGGAAAACAAUAGACUAAAUUCAGAAAAGAAUCAGUUGAGUAGGGAUUUAGAGGCUUUCCUAUCUCAAAAAGGACAUUUUAUGCUUAAAGAACAUAUUUCUGAAUUAGAAAAGAAACUUCAGUUAACACUUGAAGAGCGAGAUAAUUUAAGUAAACAGUUUGAAAGUGAGCAAGUUCAGAAGUUAUUUGUCAUAACACAGUUGUAUGGUUUUCUUAAACAAAUGGAGUCAGAAGUUUCACAAGAAAAUGAAGAGCAAGAUGUUGCAAAUGUCCUACAAGCCAUAGGUAAAUCCUUAGCUAAAAUAAAUGAGGAAAAACACAACUUUCUUUCUCAAUAUGAUAAAAAGGUAGUAGAGUUAGAAAAAAAUAUUAAAUGCCUUCAAGAGGUGAAUAUAGUUCAAUGUGAGGAAUUUAGGUCUUUACUAAGAGACUGUGAACAAGAGAAAGUUCUCUUAAAGAAAGAGUUAGAAGAAACCCAAUCAGCAAAAGAGGCCCUGCAGUUUGAUUUUCUAGAAAUGAAGAAUGAUAAUGAAAAAACAAUGCUUGAAAAUAAGAAUCUUUCAAUUCAAGUUGAAGAAAUAUCGAAAAAUUUAUGUAGCAAAAUUGAAAUCCAUAAUGAAAAAGAAAAAUCUUUUAUAAAGGAACUUGAUAACCUAAGGGUAGCACUAGAAGAAAAAGAAGCCGAAUUGCAAGAUGUGAAAGCAGAGUUGAUAUUAUUAAAGGAUUGCUUAGAGAAAUCACCUUUGGUAGAAAAUGAUCAACCACCUUUGGUAAAAGAACUAGCAGAAAAAAUAGAAUAUCUAGAAAAAGAAUCCAAAGAGAAAGAGGAGAAAAUAAAUAAGAUAAAACUAGUUGCUGUGAAAGCAAAGAAAGAACUAGAUUCCAGCAAAAGAGAGGCCCAGACUCUAAAGGAAGAACUCAAAUCUGUUCAAUCAGAAAAGGAUCAAUUGUCUACUUCCAUGAGAGAUCUCAUUCAAGAUGCAGAAAACUAUAAGAAUCUUUUACUAGAAUAUGAUAAGCAGUCAGAGCAAUUGGAUAUAGAAAAAGAACGUACUAAUAAUUUUGAGCAUCAUAUAGAAGAACUUACAAGACAAUUAAGGACUUCAACUUCUCAGUGUGAAAAAUUAAAUUCUGAUAAAGAUGAUCUCCUGGCUCAUGUUGAAACACUGCAAUCUAAUGCCAAGUUAUUGGAAGAACAGAUUUUAGAAGUCCAAAAAGCCAAAGCGAUGGCAGACAAAGAGUUGGAAGCUGAAAAACUUAAGAAAGAGCAAAAGAUAAAGGAGCAUGCCAAUUCUAUAAAGGAAUUUGAAGAACUUCAGCUACAACUUCAAAAAGAAAAGAAACAGCUACAGAAAACCAUGCAAGAAUUAGAGCUGGUUAAAAAGGAUGCCCAACAAACUACAUUGAUGAAUAUGGAAAUAGCUGAUUACGAGCGUUUGAUGAAAGAACUAAAUCAAAAGUUAACUAAUAAAAACAGCAAGAUAGAAGAUUUGGAACAAGAAGUAAAAAUUCAAAAACAGAAACAAGAAGCCCUGCAAGAAGAAAUGACUUCACUACAGACUUCAUUGCAACAAUAUGAGGAAAAAAACACCAAAAUCAAGCAAUUGCUUAUGAAAACCAAGAAAGAACUGGCAGAUUUAAAGCAAACGGAAACUGAUCAAUUAAUGCUUCAAGCGUCGUUAAGGGGUGAGCUGGAAGCAUGCCAACAGCAAGUAGAAUUCUAUAAAAUUCAGCUGGCUGAGAUAACAUCUGAGAAACACAAUGUUCAUGAGCGCCUGAAGACCUCUGUAGACCAGCACCAGCGUACAUUGAGUGCAUACCAGCAGAAAGUGACAGCCCUUCAGGAAGAGUGCCGUGCUGCCAAGGUAGAACACGCUGCCAUAACCUCUGAAUUUGAGAGCUACAAAGUCCGAGUUCAUAAUGUUCUAAAACAGAAGAAAAAUAAAUCUGUGUUUCAAGUUGAAACCGAGGAAGCUAAACAAGAAAGAGAACGCCUGGAAAUGCUGGUUGACCAACUAAAAAUCAAAUUACAAGAUACCCAAAAUAAUUUACAGAUCAAUGUGUCUGAACUUCAGACAUUACAAUCUGAACACCAUACUCUGCUAGAAAGACACAACAAGAUGCUACAGGAAACUGUGUCCAAAGAGGCAGAACUCCGGGAAAAGUUAUGCUCAAUGCAAUCAGAGAACAUGAUGAUGAAGUCUGAACAUGUACAGACUGUGGGUCAUCUGACAUCCCAGAAUGAGGUCCUUCGCAACAGCUUCCGAGAUCAAGUGAGACAUUUGCAGGAAGAGCACAGAAAGACAGUGGAAACUCUGCAGCAGCAGCUUUCCAAGGUGGAGGCUCAGCUUUUACAGCUUAAGAGUGAAUCAACCACAAAAAUAGGCUCAGCUUCUUCCCACCAACCUGUGAAAAACCUUCGAGAAAAGAGAAACACAGACCUGCCCCUUCUGGACAUGCAUUGUGGGACCCGGGAGGAGGGAGAAGGAAUGGAGACAACUGAUACAGAGUCUGUAUCUUCUGCUGGCACUCACAUACAAUCUUUAGAGCAGCUACUUAAUUCUUCUGAAACUAAACUUGAGCCUCCUUUGUGGCAUGCUGACUUUACCAAAGAAGAAUUGAUGCAAAAGCUCAGUUCCACCACAAAAAGUGCCGAUCACUUAAAUGGACUGCUCAGGGAAACGGAAGCAACCAAUGCAAUCCUUAUGGAGCAAAUUAAGCUUCUCAAAAGUGAAAUUAGAAGAUUGGAAAGAAAUCAAGAGCGAGAGAAGUCCUUAGCUAACCUGGAGUACUUGAAGAACGUGUUGCUGCAGUUCAUUUUCCUAAAACCAGGUAGUGAAAGAGAAAGGCUUCUUCCUGUCAUAGAUACAAUGUUGCAGCUCAGUCCUGAAGAAAAGGGAAAACUUGCUGCAAUUGCUCAAGGUGAGGAAGAAAAUGGUUCCCGUUCCUCUGGAUGGACAUCCUAUCUGCAUAGUUGGUCUGGACUUCGAUAAAUUGAUGGAAAGAACAUUAUUUAUUAAUCAAAUAGAACCCAUUUGGCAAAAAGGAUUCACAUAUAUUGCUGUUAUUCUUUCAUCAGAAAGUGUGUAAUAAUCCAUAUCUACAUGUAUAUGUCACAUAUAUGGGGGUGGAGAAAAGUAGAUUUACAGUUGUCAUACAAAUAAAUAAUAUGGGUAAAUUCUGUGUUUAGCAUACUCACAACUGUAAGCCUAUUUUUGUCCACCCCCGUAUUUAAAAAGUCUCAGCUUGCAGUGAAAAUACAAUAGCCUGCACUGUUAAUUCCAGUCCACAGACCUUGACUGAUCCCCACCCAUGCUGCCAAGUGAAAAACCAAGAAUGAGCACUUCCUUCUCUGGAACCUCAGGACCUGCCUAUUUCUGGGCAGUACUGUGAAUUUUGACAUUAAACUAAAUUUUGGUGCUGUUACCAACUGGAAUUUAGGCUUUUAAAAUAAUUGCAAAAAUAUUUAUGGCAAAGUCAGACUUGCAGAUUGUCCUUAGUUGUAAAUCGUUAAAAAAAUUCGUUAAUUAGAACAUGAAGGAAAAUGUUUUAUUGGUAAAGUUAGCAUGUUUAUUAAGAGUCUAUAAGGUAAAAUAUAAGGUACAAUUAAUUAUGAGACUAAGUUAAAUACAAUUUAUGUAGUUAUUUACUUUAAAAUGAACUGGGUCUUUUUCCCUCUAAAGUAAGUUAUCUCAAAACUCAUUGCAUUGUAUUACUGGCUGUUGUGACACCUUGGGCUGAUUUCAUGGUGUCUCCCUCAGGUCUUGUUAUGGUUCAACUACUUCUAAGCCAUGAGUCUGUUUUGAAAAUUCUCUCCAUCUCCCUAAAUAAAAAUUUAUCAGAACAGUGACUGUAUUACUCAGCAUUUUAUCUAACUGUGAAACUGUGGUUCCCAUGUUCCAGCAGAUAAUGUAAUUCUGUAUGUUUUUCACUAGAAGGGGUUUUAGAGAGACACCUUAGAGGUCAAUGCUACAUUUCAACAGUUCUUGUGAAUAACUCUAGAUAGUGGUAUAACUUGCCUUCAAUGCCUCUGAAUAUAUAUCAUUGACUACACCAAAAUUGUGUCUUAAAUCAUAGAGUUGAGAAUUAUGGUUUUAAUAUUUAUUUGUUAAAGUACCACAUAGUAUAUUCUGUGAAAGUCUCUCUUGGGCUUUCCCAUUUAUAUUCUAAUUUUCGGUCUCAGCUGGUGAAUUAACUGUACUUUGGUUACCCAGAACAUCAGCUUCCAAUUUAAUUUAACUGACAUUUGCUGCUGAAGUGUUGAGUUUAUUUUUUUAAAAAAUAUCUCAUAUAUCUGUCCUUCCCCUUCUUUUAGAAGAACAGACCUAACUAGUGAAUGUAUUAAAGAAAAUGCAUCUGUUUCAAAGCUGACUUUAAAAGUAUAAUUUUUUACUUUAUAAAUUGUGAAUAUAAGUAUGCCAGCAGCAUACAAUGAAAUUGUAAGAGCAUUGAAAUCAAUUUUACUUUCUCUUUAAGUCUAGGCCUUUUUGAAGUCUAUAAACUUGUUUUGAAAUGUAGUGUUUACUUACGAAUGUAAUGACAAAAAUACCUUUGUGCAUGACUUCGAUUACAAAAGGAAUAUUCUUUCAUGGUUUCAGCAAUGAAAGAAAAUGUAAUGAUUAUUUUAAUAUUUCCAUUAAAUAUGUUUACUAUA